GCCAGUGCGGGAUCCCAGCGGAAACCAGAGGUGGGAGGGCUCUUCCUGCCCGGGGGAGGCUUCCCAGGAGUGUGAGGGAUUUACAAUCGCCUCCUCUCGCUCCCUGUCCUCUGCAGAGCUGCUCUGAAGGCCAUGUGCAGUGGCAGGCUGCAGACAGCUUUGCUGGUGGCUGGCUAUUUUGUCUACCUGCUGGUGGGUGCUGCCGUGUUCCAGGCCCUGGAGAGGACUGCUGAGAAACAAGAGAAAAUGGCAGCUGCCCAGAUGAAGGAGGCUUUUCUGCAGAACUUCACACAGCUCACGGUGGCUGAGAUGGAGCAGUUCAUGAAGAACCUGAUUGAAGCCAUUCAAAAUGGAGUAUACCCUGUUGGGAAUGAAUCACAGUUUGAAGAGAGCAACUGGGAUUUCAGCAACUCCUUCUUCUUUGCAGGCACAGUUGUCUCCACAAUAGGCUAUGGCACAUUACAUCCUAAAACUGCUGGGGGACAGAUCUUUUGUGUGUUUUUUGCUCUUUUUGGAAUCCCUCUGAACAUUGUUUUUCUGCACCGUGUUGGUAAGAUGCUCUCACUGCUCUGUAAAAAGCUGGGGAAGUUCCUGUACGAGAAAGGAAUGAGAAAGAAGAAGAUCAAAUUUCUGACCCUUUUGUUCUUCCUGGCGACGGGGAUCCUGGUUUUUCUGUUCUUGCCAUCAGUCUUCUUCCAGAUAACAGAGGGCUGGUCCUACAGUGAAGGAAUUUACUUUGCAUUUAUCACCCUCAGCACCAUUGGCUUCGGAGAUUAUGUAGUAGGCAAACAGUCUGACAGGAAAUACUUUUCCUACUAUCGAGUGCUUGUGGCCAUUUGGAUUCUUUUUGGCCUUGCCUGGAUUGCUCUGCUGUUUAAUUUAUUGACAACAGUACUAGAAGAUACUGAAAAAAUAAUUGUCAAGGAUCUCCAGCAAAUUGGAAAGUACACAUUCCUGUGUCCCAUCCAGCUGAUGAGCUGAGAAAUGGAGCAAUCAGCCCGGUAUAAAGGAUCUGAGAGCAUAGGCACAGGUGUUCCCAGAGAAAGAAGACAAUGUGCCCUCAAGUCUGUGUAGUAAGGGUUUGGAUCCAAGCCACUGAAGACCAGCAUGCGAGGCCUAAUCCCGUAAAAACAGUCAGUGUUUGGAUGGGAAACAUGUCACUGAGUUGGAGCCAGGUGGGUGCAGACUUCCGUGGGAGGAUGAGUCAAGAGAGCUCUGGCAUCAUCUGCAAAAGGACCUGAUGCUGUGGGAGAGAGCUUAGCAAGUGUAAAAAACCACGAGGAUGCAGGGAUGGUCCAAAGAAAAGCCCACAAUUUCCCUGGUUGUCCUUGGAGCAUUCUGGAGAUCAUUGCAAGACCAGGCACUUGAAAUGAGCUGUUUCCCUUCUACCUCUGAGCCGUGAGACAGGGAUGGUCUGUUCCUCACACAGCUCCUCUGGAGAAACUCCAGCCUUGAGCACAGAACUGACAGCUGGCAAGAUGCCAUUGGCUUUGCCAAAUCUGACCACAGCUGGUCUCUGAUGCAAUAAAAUGUUGAAUCACCAGAAUCUGAGAAUGUGAUUGUCUGGAGGGUCACCAAGAAAAAUAAACAAAGACUUGCUGGCAACUUGCAAUGCAUUUGCCAGUUCCAGGCUCCGUGGAAACCUGACCUGUCAAAUUCCCUCCAAACAGGUCUCAGAUGCUUGAAUUUGCCAGUGGGGAAAAGUAUUUCUGAUAAAGCUCCCCAACUUAAGCUUGCAAAGAAACCUCAAGAGGUUUAAGGAAUAUGGGAUUGUCUCACAAAAUUCCCAUGUUGCAACCCACUCACCAAAAACCAAGAGCAAAUGUGUGACAGAAAGGAUGCAUUGGGAUACUGGGAGUAGCUCAGCUCAGCAUCCAUGAUGGUUCAUGAGUGACCCAUCAGCUCUGCCAGCCACUGGACUGGGUUUUUUCUGCUUCCCCUUCAUCUGCCAGCUCAGCAAGACAUCUCCACAGGGAUCCACACAUAUCCUGAGACACCUUCAAACAGGCUUCCCUGUCACUGUAGCCCAACACAGUUUCCCUGAAGUACAGUUUCACAGCCCCAACAGUUUCCCUAAAGUACAGGAGAACCUGAAGGCCUUCAGUCAGAUCAGCUUCACUGGUUGCCCAGAAAAAAGCUGUGGCUGCCCCAUCCUUGGAAGAGCUGGAUGGGGCUUGGAGCAGCCUGGUGUCAUGGAAGGUGUCCCUGCCCAUGGAACUGGCAGGGGAUGGAACAGGGUGAUCUGUAAGGUCCCUUCCAACCCCAGCUAUUCAGUGCUUUCUAUGGUUAUUAUGAUUUCACUAGUUUUACACCCAGUCAAGACCUGCCACAGUGAAAAGCCCCUUCAUUCCCACUCUAGUUGUCCUUAGGGUCACAUUUUGUGGUGCUAGCACCAUCGAGACCUGGAUCUGUUUGGAUCUGUCCUCCAUCUGUCCUGCAUCCUUAUCUCAUCUGUUUUCAAGGAGCUCAGCAGAAAUUUAUGGAUCAAAGCUAAUCGAUAAUACCAGAGCCCUUUCACCAUAUUGCUUUCACUACAUUACUGCAUCCUUUAAAAACAGAAAUCUUAGCAGACCGCAGUACAAUGCCAGACAGACUGUCACUUCCAAAUUAUGUUUAUUUAUUCUCCCUCUGCCUCUUGGCUGGCCCCAUUACCAGCAUAUCUCAGUGUCUCUCAGCCAUCAGCAUAUUUGCCUCCCCUCCCUUCCCCCUACCCCGAGGUACAUCUCCUCUCAAGUACAAAGUGGACUGACACGGCAAGUUUUUGAGCCUAUUUAACACCAGCUUUAUCUGAGGAGAACUAGAUUCAGUGACAUAGCCUCAGAAUUAAUUACACGAAGGUGAAUUCCCGUCACAGAGCCUGGCACAGUGUCACUGCAAACAUUUUAACAGCCAGUCCCUGGCCCUCGACUGCCUUUGUGCAGUGUAAAGCAAUUAUUUGUACCUGCUUGGUGAAACGUGUCAGCCCCUUCAGAGGUGCUGCCACACAGCAAACACGCUUCAACCCUUGUUAUUCACCAGGAAAAGAAGGGUGUGUGGUGGAUCUUGGCUCUGCACAAAGCCACUGGUGCUCAAGCUCAAGCUCUUCAGGGAUCUGAAUGCAGCAGUUUGUGUAUUAUCUACACAGAGAAUACCUUGCAGAUGAGGCCCAGUGAUGUUUCCAAAAGCAGAAAUGGGACUUGAGGCCAAGGAAAAAAACUGUGAAUCUCAAACAAGCACGUCUUUGCUGAGCCCCACCAGCAGGGAGGAAUGGAAGACUGAACCCCCUCUUUCAUCUCCCUUUUGUCAAGUAUUUUCAGUCCUUUUCUCUCCCUUUUCACCUCCUGCAUCCCAAGGGUACCCCUGGUACCCCUCACCCCAGGUCCAACUGCUUCCCCUUGCUUCAGCUGUUACAGCUGACACAUUCCUACCACAUUCCU
Messenger RNA from Passer domesticus (house sparrow), 3416 nucleotides. RefSeq names its product potassium channel subfamily K member 16-like. Gene Ontology annotation, molecular function: outward rectifier potassium channel activity; potassium ion leak channel activity. The record is from RefSeq and is a predicted model, not a curated record. Gene Ontology annotation, biological process: potassium ion transmembrane transport; stabilization of membrane potential. Bases 133 to 981 code for a protein of 282 amino acids. Gene Ontology annotation, cellular component: plasma membrane. Lineage: Eukaryota; Metazoa; Chordata; Aves; Passeriformes; Passeridae. The transcript has 7 exons.